Messenger RNA from Suncus etruscus (white-toothed pygmy shrew), 3142 nucleotides. It is a transcript of the gene MAN2B1, whose product is annotated as mannosidase alpha class 2B member 1. Bases 41 to 3052 code for a protein of 1003 amino acids. Lineage: Eukaryota; Metazoa; Chordata; Mammalia; Eulipotyphla; Soricidae. The record is from RefSeq and is a predicted model, not a curated record. Gene Ontology annotation, biological process: mannose metabolic process. Gene Ontology annotation, molecular function: carbohydrate binding; alpha-mannosidase activity. The transcript has 24 exons. Gene Ontology annotation, cellular component: lysosome.
CCGGGGAAGCCCGGGAGGCAGUGGCGGCGGCGGCGGAGCCAUGGACAGUCACGCGCGACCUUCGGGGUCCCACCACCGGGGCGCCUGGAGUCCCCGCACGAGCUCCCGCGCGCUGCCGCCUCUCUGCUUCCUCUUGUCGCUGUGGCUGGUGACGCCCGGUGCCCGGGCGGCGGGAUACCAGACAUGCCCCCCAGUGAAGCCGGGCAUGCUCAACGUUCACCUCCUGGCACACACCCAUGACGAUGUGGGCUGGCUCAAGACUGUGGACCAGUACUUCUAUGGCAUCAGAAAUGACAUCCAGCAUGCGGGCGUGCAGUACAUCCUGGACUCGGUGGUCUCCGAGCUGCUGGCGAAUCCCGCACGCCGCUUCGUGUACGUGGAAAUGGCCUUCUUCACCCGCUGGUGGCGCCAGCAGACCAAUGCCACCCAACAAGUCGUCCGGGACCUGGUGCGCCAGGGGCGCCUCGAGUUUGCCAACGGUGGCUGGGUGAUGAACGAUGAAGCAACUGCUCACUAUGGAGCCAUCAUUGACCAGAUGACCCUGGGCCUCAACUUCCUGGAGGAAACAUUUGGCGAGGAUGGACGCCCCCUGGUGGCCUGGCACAUUGACCCCUUUGGUCACUCCCGAGAACAGGCCUCCCUGUUUGCACAGAUGGGCUUUGACGGCUUCUUCCUGGGACGCAUCGACUACCAAGAUAAAGCGACACGGGAGAAGAAGAGAGAGAUGGAGCAGAUAUGGCGAGGAAGCAGCAGCCUGGACCCUCCUGUCGCUGACCUCUUCACCAGUGUGCUCCCCAACAUGUACAACCCACCGGAAGGAAUGUGCUGGGACACAGUGUGUAUCGACUCCCCGCUGGUGGAAGACCCUCAGAGCCCCGAGUUCAAUGCGCCGGAUCUAGUCAAUUACUUCGUGAAUCUGGCCAUCCUCCAGAGCCAUUAUUACCGAACCAACCACACUGUGAUGACCAUGGGCUCCGACUUCCAGUACGAAAAUGCCAACUUGUGGUUUAAGAACCUGGACAAGCUUAUCCGCUUGGUCAAUGCAAAGCAGGCCAAUGGCAGCCACGUGAACGCCCUCUACUCCACGCCCGCCUGCUACCUCCAGGAGUUGAACAAGGCCAACCUCUCCUGGUCCGUGAAAACCGACGACUUCUUCCCCUACGCCGACGGCGCGCACCAAUUCUGGACGGGCUAUUUCACCAGCAGACCUGCCCUCAAGCGCUACGAGCGCUUCAGCUACAACUUCCAGCAGAUGUGUAACCAGCUGGAGGCGCUGGUGGGCGAGCCAGCCAACUCGGGGCCAUAUGGGACUGGACGGAGCGACACGCUCAAUGAGGCCAUGGCCGUGCUCCAGCAUCACGACGCCGUCAGUGGCACCUCCAAGCAGCAUGUGGCCGACGACUAUGCCCGGCAACUGUCAGCUGGCUGGAAGGACUGCGAGGUUCUCAUAGGCAACGCCCUUGCACAGCUCGGCGGCUCUAAGAAAAACUUCAGCUUCUGCCGCUACCUCAAUAUGAGCCAGUGUCCCCUCACCAUGAGGGAGAAGCAGUUCCAGGUGACUGUCUACAACCCCCUGGCACGGAGCGUGACCCAGAUGGUGAGGUUACCUGUGAGCAGUGCAGCUUACCUGGUGAAGGACCCUAACAACAAAGCGGUGCCCAGCGAAGUGGUGCCAAUCCCCUACUUGGACCAGCAGGAGCUGCUGUUCUCGGCCUCGGUUCCUGCCCUGGGCUUCAGCGUUUAUACUGUCCAGGUGGCUAAGAUGCACCCCCGCAUCCCCACAUCCCGCCUCACAUCCCAGGAACCCCAGAGUUCUGAACCAUCCAGCAUUACCAUCGAAAACGAGUACAUCCGGGCUAGGUUUGACCGCAGGACAGGGCUCCUGGUGGCUGUGCAGAACCUGGAGAAGAAUAUGGAACUGCCGGUUUACCAAGCCUUCUACUGGUACAACGCCAGCGUCGGUGACAGGUCCAGCGAACAGGCCUCGGGGGCUUAUAUCUUCAGACCUGAACAAUCCAAGCCCUAUGCGGUGAGCCACUGGGCUCAAAUCCGCCUGCUGAAGAAGGGCUUAGUGCAAGAGGUUUACCAGAACUUCUCAGCCUGGUGCUCCCAGGUGGUCCGCCUGUACCCGGGAGAGCGCCACUUGGAGUUGGAGUGGACGGUGGGGCCUAUCCCACUGGGGGACGGCUGGGGGAAGGAAAUCAUCACCCGCUUUGACACCCCCCUGAAGACUGAAGGAAAAUUCUACACUGACAGCAAUGGCCGGGAAAUUCUCAUGAGGAGGCGGGAUUACCGGGAUACCUGGAAGCUGAACCAGACGGAGCCCGUGGCUGGAAACUACUACCCCGUGAACACGCGUGUGUUCAUUAAGGAUGAGAACAUGCAGCUGACCAUCCUGACCGACCGUUCCCAGGGGGCCAGCAGCCUGAUCGAUGGCUCCGUGGAACUCAUGGUGCACCGCCGACUGCUGAAGGACGACCAGCGCGGGGUCGGGGAGCCCCUGUUGGAGGACAACGAGGGGCAGCUGGUGCGGGGCCGCCACCUCCUGCUGCUGGAGCCCCCCAAGACCGCGGCUGCCGCCCACCGCCUGCUGGCCGAGAAGGAGGUCCUGGCCCCGCAGCUCAUCCUGUCCGCCGGCCCCGGGGCCACCUACAGCAGCAGCAAGGCCAAGAGCUUGCAGUUCUCCGGCCUGCGCAGGGAGCUGCCCCCCUCCGUGCACCUGCUCACGCUGGCCCGCGGGAACCCCAACACGCUGCUGCUGCGCUUGGAGCACCAGUUCGCCGUCGGGGAGGACUCGGGCCGCAACUUGAGCUCGCCCGUGACCCUUGACUUGACGGACCUGUUCACCACCUUCAGCAUCACGAAGCUGCAGGAGACCACGCUGGCUGCCAACCAGCUCCUGGCCAAGGCGUCCAGGCUGCAGUGGGCAGCAAAAGCAGACAGUUACACGCUGCCCCGGCGUGCACACACACCCCUGGACCCCGCGGCCAUCGAGCUGAGACCUAUGGAGAUUCGCACCUUCCUGGCCUCAAUACAGUGGAAAAGGGACUAGAGCUUUGGGGUGGGGGGUGGGGCCCACUCCCAAUACUGAAUCUCCCUUACACAUUCCAUGUCUGAUUCUGGCAGCCAAUAAAAUGCAACU